AUGGUCAAUACGGUGAAAGCAGAAAUGGAGACCCUGGUGAGGGAGAAGGGUGUCAACUCGUUCCAGAUGUUCAUGACCUACAAGGACUUGUAUAUGCUUCGGGACAACGAACUGUACCAAGUGUUGCACGCUUGCAAGGAUAUUGGGGCGAUCGCCCGGGUCCAUGCUGAAAAUGGGGAGCUCGUGGCCGAGGGUGCAAAGGAGGCGCUAGAUUUGGGUAUCACAGGCCCAGAAGGAAUUGAGAUCAGCCGUCCAGAGGAGCUGGAAGCAGAAGCCACUCACCGAGUUAUCACCAUUGCAAACAGAACUCACUGUCCCAUCUACCUGGUCAACGUGUCCAGCAUCUCGGCCGGUGACGUUAUUGCAGCUGCUAAGAUGCAAGGGAAGGUCGUGCUGGCCGAGACCACCACCGCGCACGCCACACUGACGGGCUUACACUACUACCACCAGGACUGGUCCCAUGCAGCCGCCUAUGUCACGGUGCCUCCCCUGAGACUGGACACCAACACUUCAACCUACCUCAUGAGCCUGCUGGCCAAUGAUACUCUGAACAUUGUGGCGUCAGAUCACCGGCCUUUCACCACGAAGCAGAAAGCUAUGGGCAAGGAGGACUUCACCAAGAUCCCACACGGCGUGAGCGGCGUACAGGACCGCAUGAGCGUCAUCUGGGAGAGAGGAGUGGUUGGAGGAAAGAUGGAUGAGAACCGUUUUGUGGCUGUCACCAGUUCCAAUGCGGCGAAGAUUCUCAACCUGUAUCCCCGCAAAGGCCGCAUCAUCCCUGGAGCCGAUGCCGACGUGGUGGUGUGGGACCCAGAAGCUACAAAGACCAUCUCAGCCAGCACCCAGGUGCAGGGAGGAGACUUCAACCUGUACGAGAACAUGCGCUGCCAUGGUGUUCCACUGGUCACCAUCAGCCGGGGGCGGGUCGUGUACGAGAACGGCGUCUUCAUGUGCGCUGAGGGCACCGGCAAGUUCUGCCCCUUGAGGUCCUUCCCAGACACUGUCUACAAAAAGCUGGUCCAGAGAGAAAAGACCUUAAAGGUGAGGGGAGUGGACCGCACUCCCUACCUGGGGGAUGUAGCUGUCGUUGUGCAUCCUGGGAAAAAAGAGAUGGGAACGCCACUCGCAGACACUCCUACCCGGCCUGUUACCCGACACGGAGGCAUGAGGGACCUUCAUGAAUCCAGCUUCAGCCUCUCUGGUUCUCAGAUCGAUGACCAUGUUCCAAAGCGAGCCUCAGCUCGGAUCCUUGCUCCCCCCGGAGGCAGGUCAAGUGGCAUCUGGUAA
Physeter macrocephalus (sperm whale) is the source of this 1287-nucleotide messenger RNA. It is a transcript of the gene DPYSL5, whose product is annotated as dihydropyrimidinase like 5. The record is from RefSeq and is a predicted model, not a curated record. The transcript has 11 exons. Gene Ontology annotation, molecular function: hydrolase activity, acting on carbon-nitrogen (but not peptide) bonds. NCBI's taxonomy places the organism in Eukaryota, Metazoa, Chordata, Mammalia, Artiodactyla, Physeteridae. Bases 1 to 1287 code for a protein of 428 amino acids.